AUGACUAGCCUUUAUUUUGAUAUUAGAGAAGAUCAGUGGCCUCUUAUUUAUGAUGAAAAAUAUAAUGUGUCUUUUAUGGGCCUUGAGAAAUUUCAUAUAUUCGAUGCGAAGAAAUGGCGCAAUAUUAUUCGGCCUUUGGAAGCUAAGAAAGAAGAUCUAUUGGUUGUUCACACUAAAAAAUACCUGAGAUCACUUAAGUGGAGCCCAAAAGUAGCCAUUAUUGCGGAAGUGCCAGUAAUUGCAUGUUUGCCAAAUAUCCUAGUGCAAUAUGCCUACCUAAAGCCUAUGAGAUUACAAACAGGUGGCUCAGUUCUUGCUGGAAAAUUGGCUUUGGAACGAGGAUGGGCAAUAAAUGUAGGUGGUGGGUUUCAUCAUUGCAGUUCUGACCGAGGCGGAGGCUUUUGCCCCUAUGCUGAUAUAACUUUACUUGUUCGCUUUCUAGUAGAAAAUCAGAAGAUACAGAAUGCUAUGAUUGUUGAUUUAGAUGCACAUCAGGGUAAUGGUUAUCAAAGAGACUUUCUUGGGGUACCAGAAGUGUACAUUAUGGACAUGUACAACCGUAACAUAUACCCCAAAGACAGGCAAGCUAAACAAGCCAUCCGUAGAAAAGUGGAACUGGACAACCAUGUGGAAGAUGAGGAGUAUUUGAGCAAACUGCAGAAGCAUUUAACUGCUGCAUUGAAUGAUUUUAAACCAGACAUUUUGGUUUAUAAUGCCGGCACUGACAUAUUGGAUUCUGAUCCUCUUGGUCACUUGAAGAUAAGUGAGAAUGGUAUCAUCAGAAGGGAUGAAUUCGUUUUCGAACAGUGCAAAGUAAACAACAUUCCAAUUGUUAUGCUGACCAGUGGUGGAUAUCUUCGGAAGACUGCUAAGAUCAUAGCAGACUCAAUUAUAAACUUGGAGAGAAAGGGUCUCAUAAGCGGCGGUAAAUUGACUGAAAAAGAAAAAGAA
Messenger RNA from Iphiclides podalirius (scarce swallowtail), 951 nucleotides. NCBI's taxonomy places the organism in Eukaryota, Metazoa, Arthropoda, Insecta, Lepidoptera, Papilionidae. The record is from the annotation of a GenBank genome assembly.